Molecule: messenger RNA, 1383 nt
Organism: Planococcus citri (citrus mealybug)
Lineage: Eukaryota; Metazoa; Arthropoda; Insecta; Hemiptera; Pseudococcidae
Gene: Ist1
Product: IST1-like protein
Exons: 6
Coding region: 111-1205 (364 amino acids)
Biological process (GO): protein transport
Source: RefSeq, a predicted model, not a curated record
CAAUGAUAUGAAAUCAUUAGUUUUUGUGUGAUGAACUGAUUCAUAUUGCAAUUAAUUGUGUUUUAAAGAAAUUAUUUCUCAUUUUAUUUUGUAAGAGAAGUUAUUUCAAGAUGUUUUCUUCAGACUCAAAUUAUUCCAAAUUGAAGACAAAUCUUAGGUUAGCCAUUAAUCGUUUAAAAUUGCUCGAAAAAAAGAAGGCAGAAUUGGCUCAAAAAUCGCGAAAAGAAAUCGCAGAUUACAUCGCUGCGGGUAAAUAUGAACGUGCAAAAAUUCGUGUCGAGCAUAUCAUUCGAGAAGACUAUAUGGUGGAAGGUUUAGAACUGAUUGAACUGUACUGUGAUCUUAUUCUUUCAAGAUUUGGAUUGUUGCAACAAAGCAAAACCGUCGAUCCCAGUCUUGCUGAAGCGAUUUCAAGUUUAAUAUGGGCAUCACCUAGAGUUGAAUCAGAUGUUGCUGAAUUGAAAACGAUUAGCGAUCAAUUUGCGAUUAAAUUUGGAAAGAAAUACAUCGAAGCCUGUCGCACAGAAGCUGUCGAUACGAUUUCUGAAAAGUUGAAGCACAAAAUUGGCGUUCAACCUCCUCCUAAAAUCUUGGUUGAAAAAUACCUGAUUGAGAUUGCAAAAAAUUAUAAUAUUUCAUAUGAACCUGAUCCUCAAGUGAUGCGUGAAGCAGAACACAGUAAAGGUAUUGAUGCUCUUCUGUUCGAUGGUGUUCCAAACAAUUUGGAUGACUCGACUAAGGAUACCAUUGUUAGGCCUCCUGGGUUUGUUGGAUUUUCUCAAGAACCUGCUUUACCUCCAGAAUACCGCCCGUUCAAUUAUCCGCCUAUGAACAAUGCGAACGCCCCUCCGGUAAUUACAUCGCCCACGUUUCCUGAAAGUUCUGUUAAUAGCUGCCCGUUACCUCCGGCUUCUUUACACGAUAGUGUUUCGCCACCGUACUCUUACAACAUUCCACCUGAAGAGAAGAAACCAAAUAAUGUUCCAGCACCAAAUCGCGAUGAUGCUAAACCCAAAAAUACGGAUAAUGUGGUAAAACCGCAACCAAAGCCCUCUGUGUCCGGCUCUAAUGUGAAUUUACCGGAGUUACCUAGUGUACCGAACGAUUCGCCUAGUGGUCCGUACAAAGCUCCUUCUGUGAAUUUUGAUGAUAUUGAUUUUGAUGACUUAACUCGUCGAUUCGAAGAAUUGAAAAAGAAGAAGUAAUAAUAUUAUUGUAGAAUUUCAUUUAUAUUCAAUUUAUUAACCAAUGUACACUUCAGCAAUUCGAUAAUAAGGAAAAAAAAUAUUACUCUGAUGUCUAAAAUAAUCGUUUAAUGGUCAAAAUACAAUACCUAAGUACCUGUUUUAUCCUUUUUUAAAAAUAAAACUCGUGUAUAUAUUA